AUGUACGUAUGCGCCCUCUUGUUGCCAAUCCAUCAGGUGGAGGAGUGCAUUUCCUCCAAGAAACCGGCCUCCCUGAAGGACCCGAGCAUGGACGCCCCAGAUGAUGCUGUGGAAGACUGCAUCUCAUCCAGCCAUCCAGCCCGCCUCAAGGAUCUCGGCAUGGACGCCCCGGAUGAUGCUGUGCUGCGCGUGGAAGACUGCAUCUCAUCCAACCAUCCAGCCCGCCUCAAGGAUCUCGGCAUGGACGCCCCAGAUGAUGCUGUGCUGCGCCUGGCCCAGCUUGCACUCUCCUGCACCAUCGAGCGCACUGCAAGCCGGCCCAGCAUGGCAGACAUUGCCAACGAGCUGCAGGGAAUUGGGCACGAGGUGGUGGGGGAGGAGGAGCUGAGUGCGGCGGUCUAG
Closterium sp. NIES-65 is the source of this 402-nucleotide messenger RNA. The record is from the annotation of a GenBank genome assembly. Lineage: Eukaryota; Viridiplantae; Streptophyta; Zygnematophyceae; Desmidiales; Closteriaceae.